AUGUCGACGCCGAUAAAUAAAAGACCUAGAAUAACAAUCGAGUCGCCGACUCACAUGAUCAAGGUCGAACCUGAUCCGCCGACGAUCGCGAAGGGGUACUUCAUCGGUAUCGAUGUUGGCACUUCUUCGGCGAGGUCAUGUAUUGUUGAUGAAGCUGGCGAGUUGAUCUCGGAAAAGUCGGCACCGAUCAAGAUAUGGCAUUCACAACGCGACAAUGUCGAUUACUACAAGCAAUCGACAGAGAAUAUCUGGCAGGUUCGUUGCGCGAAUGUUCGUUCUGUUAUCAGUGCUGCCAAGUGA
Saitoella complicata NRRL Y-17804 is the source of this 300-nucleotide messenger RNA. RefSeq lists its product as uncharacterized. Gene Ontology annotation, molecular function: kinase activity. Gene Ontology annotation, biological process: carbohydrate metabolic process. The record is from RefSeq and is a predicted model, not a curated record. The transcript has a single exon. Lineage: Eukaryota; Fungi; Ascomycota; Saitoellomycetes; Saitoellales; Saitoellaceae. Bases 1 to 300 code for a protein of 99 amino acids.